Messenger RNA from Fusarium vanettenii 77-13-4, 1959 nucleotides. RefSeq lists its product as uncharacterized. The coding region runs from base 1 to 1959 and encodes 652 amino acids. Gene Ontology annotation, cellular component: membrane. Gene Ontology annotation, molecular function: sucrose:proton symporter activity. The transcript has a single exon. The record is from RefSeq and is a predicted model, not a curated record. NCBI's taxonomy places the organism in Eukaryota, Fungi, Ascomycota, Sordariomycetes, Hypocreales, Nectriaceae.
AUGCGAACGCCUGUCGACGCCGGCAGCCACUCCAGGCAUCAGUCGCUGGAUCGACUUGCUGAAGGCUUCAAUGAGCAAUCACCUCUGUUGAGCAGCAACAGUAGCGCCGAUGGAGAUGCUCUUCUAGGGAGGAAUGCGAACCGCGGUGAUGAAGAUGAUAGGCAGAGCACCAAGAGCAUCUGGUACCUGAUAUUACUGACCAUCAGUAUUGGUGGUCUUCAGAUCGCAUGGUCCGUUGAGCUAUCCAAUGGAUCACCAUAUCUGCUCUCUCUGGGACUUAGCAAGUCCUUGAUGGCUCUGGUCUGGAUUGCUGGCCCCUUGACUGGAACACUGGUUCAACCCUAUGUCGGCAUGCUGAGUGACAGCUGCCGGCUGCCAUGGGGAAAGAGGAAGCCCUUUAUGGUGGGCGGUACUGUCGCUACCGUCAUUUCCCUCAUGUUUCUUGCCUGGGCGAAAGAAAUUGUUGCUGGCUCCCUUGGCAUCUUUGGCGCGGAUCCCGAGUCCCAAGGAGUAAAGAUUACGACUAUUGUGGUUGCUGUGAUUGGAGUAUAUGUUCUCGACUUUGCCAUCAACACCGUCCAGGCAGCCAUCCGCGCCUUUAUCGUCGACUGCGCACCUGCUCAUCAACAAGAGGCUGCCAAUGCCAUGGCUAGCCGGAUCACGGGCAUUGGCAAUAUUGUGGGAUAUAUUGCUGGGUACAUCGAUCUACCAAAGCAUAUUGGCUUCCUCGGAAAGACACAGUUCCAGGUCCUCUGCGCCAUUGCGAGCGUUCUCCUUAGCUUGACCAUCUUCAUCAGCACCACCAUCAUCAAGGAGCGAGACCCUAGGCUCGAGGGACCACCCAAGAAGGACCGGCCCAACGUCAUCUCGUUCUUCUUCACCAUCUUCACGUCCAUAAAGCGACUCCCGCUUCAGAUCAAGAGGGUAUGCGAGGUUCAGUUCUUUGCCUGGGUCGGCUUCUUCCCGCUGCUGUUCUACACGUCGUCGUACAUCGGGGAGAUCUACGUUGAACCAUACCUCGAUGAGAACCCUCACAUGACUCCGGCCGAGCUCGACAAGCUUUAUGAACAGGCGACACGUAUCGGUACCUUUGCCCUUCUCGUGAACUCGAUCGUGAGCCUGCUCACCAACGUCUUCCUCCCAUUCUUCAUUGCUCCGACGUACGACAGUCGGCCCAUAACCGCCCCUGGAGAGUCGAGCGCCGUGAGUCUUUAUGACGAAGAAGACGAACGUCCCUCGUGGUUGAGCAAACUGAGGAUCCCCGGCUUCACCCUGAAGCGGGCUUGGUUCUUGUCGCUUAUUCUGUUUGCUGGAUCCAUGUUCUGCACCGUGCUUGUACGAACCGUCGCGGCGGCUACCACGUUGAUCGGUCUUGUCGGCAUCACGUGGGCGAUGACACUGUGGGCUCCAUGGGCCAUCAUCAGCGCCGAGAUCAGCCGCCGAGAUGCCAUGAUUCGUGCCCAGAAACUCCGGACACUUGCCCCUGGGACUAGCGGUGAAGCCUCGUCAGCGGCCGCUCGUAGCCCUUCGAACGACAGCGCAGCAUCAAGCAACGAUGCGGAAGAGGAAGAGGUGGAUCAAGCGGGAGUCAUCCUCGGCAUCCACAACAUGGCGAUUGCAGCACCCCAAAUCAUUGCGACAGUUGGCUCCAGUAUCAUCUUUAAGAUCUGGCAGAAGCCACGUGGCACGCCAGGGGACCAUAGCAUCUCUAUUGUGCUAGCGCUCGGUGGCGCCUGUGUAUUGGUGUCGUCGUUCUUCGUGGCCAAGAUAAAGGAUGACACCUCGUUGCCUGCUGACGCCGUUCUCGAAGCCGAGCAGGGCCACGGUGGAUUGGAGGACGCAAACCGGCCGAGGCCACUUUCAAGGCGCAAGUCUAGCUAUGAGCAGCUUCCAAGGGCAAGCCAAGACCGAGCCACGUUGACGAGGAACAAGAGCUUUGGCGGGGCGGAGAUGAGCUAG